This is a messenger RNA of Haemonchus placei, 411 nucleotides long. The record is from the annotation of a GenBank genome assembly. NCBI's taxonomy places the organism in Eukaryota, Metazoa, Nematoda, Chromadorea, Rhabditida, Trichostrongylidae.
AUGGAGAAUUUCAAGCUUCCUGUUUCAAAGAUCGGUUGUGAAGACAAGAUUAUGCAGACACGCCGCCAACUUGACGAGGUGAUGGACAUGAUGCGUUCUAACAUCGAAAAACUAUCCGAACGAAGUGAAAGAUUGGAGGAUCUUGCAUGUCGUGCCGAAGUACUGGACAUGGCGUCGAACGAAUUCCAACGUUGCGCUACGGAAGUGCGACGUAAAAAGAUGUGGAAGGCGUACGCUGCUAAAGCGAUUGUAAUUGGCUUAGCCUGUGCGGCUAUUAUUUCUACAUUCUGUGCUGUACAAGAUGCCAAAUUGAUCAUUGCAGUACUACACUACCUAGCAACCAGAUUUCAGGCUAUUUCGCUCUGUAAAUCCAACAGUUCUGACCAAGAGGCAUUUGUCGAUACUGAUUAA